Molecule: messenger RNA, 783 nt
Organism: Nezara viridula (southern green stink bug)
Lineage: Eukaryota; Metazoa; Arthropoda; Insecta; Hemiptera; Pentatomidae
Source: the annotation of a GenBank genome assembly
CGUCAAUAUACUUAAGUGUUAAAACAACUCGGAUUAUUUAAUCAUUAUCAUCAUGUAGCGGCAUGAUUAAAUCUCUCUAAUAGCUCAAGAUAUUGUUAUAAAUGCAGAAACUAACCAGGGAUGAAUCAGUCUUAAGAUGUUGAUGGCCUGUGUUCUGUUGGGUUUUGGGCUUCUUAGCUCAGUCUAUUCGUCUGCCAUCGGAAAGAGCAACGUGGGAUCUGAGGUUGGAGCAGGAACGAUAGCUAAACUCAGCAUAUGGGAGGUUAAUUGUUUUAAAGGUAAUCGUUGCUGCCAACUGAAUCAGGAAUGCGCUGAUAACGGGACAAAAUGUUGUCAUAAGAUAAGCAAAGAAUGUAAUGAUUCUGAACCCUGUUUGGAAUGAAGAUGGAUUCAUCAUUGAGAGAUGUCGAUCAAGUUUCUAAGGAAAAAUAAAAUUUAAAACAGCAAUAGAAAUUCAAGGAUACAUACAUACGAGUACUAUACACCCAUAAACACAGUUAAUGAAAUAUAUAAAAUUAGGUUAAAUAAUAAAUAAUUUUAUUUAUACUUUAAUAUAAAAACAAUAUGAAACUAAGAUCAUGAGCUUUCUGUUAUGUAAAUGCGAAUAGAUAUAAUUAUUGUAUGACGGUAACGAUUUUCAAAUCUUAAUUUUAUAUUUCUGUUUGUUUUAUAAUUUUUAUGUGAUAUACAUAAUGUUGUGUUAUUUUUAAAUAAGUAAAACUUAUCAUGUUAAUUUAAUAUUAUUAAUUUAUUAAAACUAACCUGCUUUAAUUUAAUAGCUAU